Messenger RNA from Purpureocillium takamizusanense, 2676 nucleotides. It is a transcript of the gene apm1, whose product is annotated as AP-1 adaptor complex mu subunit Apm1. Lineage: Eukaryota; Fungi; Ascomycota; Sordariomycetes; Hypocreales; Ophiocordycipitaceae. Gene Ontology annotation, cellular component: clathrin-coated vesicle; clathrin adaptor complex. Bases 599 to 1870 code for a protein of 423 amino acids. The transcript is spliced from 4 exons. Gene Ontology annotation, biological process: intracellular protein transport; vesicle-mediated transport. The record is from RefSeq and is a predicted model, not a curated record. Gene Ontology annotation, molecular function: clathrin-cargo adaptor activity.
CCAGCACCUCCAGCACACUGACUGCAAGGUGUGGCCAGCACUCCCUUAGUACAACCACCACCUCCAACAACCCGCCGGCGCCACGACGCAGCACGAGCUCCUUGAAGCCAAAUUUCCAGAAAACCACCAUCGUCACUUCAAGCCAAACCCACCAUGACCCGUCUGUGAGCGCGUCCCCCCCCCCGCCCGCCUCCCCCGGAGCUCCUGCCGUCCGCAACGCCCAUCAACACCACACGACACACUUGGCGCUCGUGCACGCCUCUCUCCCUCUCCCGUUGUCGGCCACGGCGCCAAUUGACGCCCGCCUCCUUGCCUCACCCCGUCUGCGAGCCGUGCCCCCCUCCCUCAUCCUCCUCCUUCUCCGCGACUGCAACGCCCAACGACAACGAUCACGAUCACGAUCACGAUCACGAUCACGACCACGACCACACGACCACGACGCGCCACCACGUCGGCCGCCAUCCACCAUGGCGUCUGCCCUCUUCUUCCUCGACCUCAAGGGCAAGCGCAAGCUGGCUGGACGGAGGGCCAAACACGAAAAGCCGACUGACACUCCAAGCAGACCCUCCUCGCCCGCAACUACAGGGGUGACAUUCCCAUGUCGGCUGUCGAAAUGUUCCCCGUCCUCCUCUCCGAAGCCGAAGAAGAAUCCUCCGCCGUCCCGCCGUGCUUCUCCCACGAGGGCAUCAACUACCUCUACAUCCGCCACAACAACCUCUACCUCCUCGCCCUCACCAAGCGCAACACCAACGCCGCCGAGAUCCUCCUCUUCCUGCACAAGGUCGUCCAGGUCUUCACCGAGUACUUCAAGGCCCUCGAGGAGGAGUCCAUCCGCGACAACUUCGUCAUCAUCUACGAGCUCCUCGACGAGAUGAUGGACUUUGGCUACCCGCAGACGACCGAGUCCAAGAUCCUGCAGGAGUACAUCACGCAGGAGUCGCACAAGCUCGAGAUCCAGGCCCGCCCCCCCAUCGCCGUCACAAACGCCGUCUCGUGGCGCUCCGAGGGCAUCCGCUACCGCAAGAACGAGGUCUUCCUCGACGUCGUCGAGAGCCUCAACCUCCUCGUCAGUGCAAACGGCAACGUCCUGCGCAGCGAGAUCCUCGGCGCCAUCAAGAUGAAGUGCUACCUCAGCGGCAUGCCCGAGCUGCGCCUCGGCCUCAACGACAAGGUCAUGUUCGAGACGACGGGCCGCACUACCCGCGGCAAGGCCAUCGAGAUGGAGGACGUCAAGUUCCACCAGUGCGUCCGCCUCUCGCGCUUCGAAAACGACCGCACCAUCUCCUUCAUCCCCCCCGACGGCGAGUUCGAGCUCAUGUCCUAUCGCCUCAACACCCAGGUCAAGCCCCUCAUCUGGGUCGAGUGCGUCGUCGAGUCCCACUCGGGCUCCCGUAUCGAGUACACCCUCAAGGCCAGAGCCCAGUUCAAGCGCCGCAGCACCGCCAACAACGUCGAGAUCAUCGUGCCCGUCCCCGACGACGCCGACACCCCGCGCUUCCGCACCAACAUUGGCUCAGUCCACUACGCCCCCGAGCAGAGCGCCAUCGUCUGGAAGAUCAAGCAGUUUGGCGGCCAAAAGGAGUUCCUCAUGCGCGCCGAGCUCGGCCUGCCCAGCGUCCGCGGCGACGACGAGCUCGGCGGCGGCAUGACGGGCGGUUUCGGCGGCAGCAUGGGCGGCGUCGGCGGCAUGGGCAAGGGCGCCAAGCGGCCCAUCCAGGUCAAGUUUGAGAUCCCCUACUUUACCACCAGCGGUAUCCAGGUCCGCUAUCUGAAGAUUACCGAACCUAAGCUGCAAUACCCCUCCUUGCCGUGGGUACGAUACAUCACACAGUCCGGCGACAUUGCCGUGCGCCUACCAGACGCUGUCUGAGGGAGUCUCCCCCACCCUCUAGCUCCCCUCUCGGUCUUUAAGCGUGCCCCCGGGUAUUUCAGCAUGAACAAGCCGAAGAGGCCUAUCCCUGGAUUUCGGCGAGCACUCGUGGCCCAUCCCGCUUGCUUUCCUCCCGCCGCAGCAUGGCACGCGUGGGGACAAAAGGGACCAACGUGUUUAAGAAAAGGCGCGAAGGCGCUGCAGGACGGCGCCCACUCCUCGGCGAAUAGACAGCUAGCUUUUUUUCUUGACUUGGCCCGUUCGUGCGAGUAUAUCUGACGGGCUCAGGGGCAGCGGGUAGCAGCAGCAGUAGCAUCGCGGGUGGCGCAUCGGUGGCGGAGUAGCAAGGGGUUGAUUCACAGAGUAGUAGUAAAUAACGGAGGGAGUCAUUUGGAGUUCAGACAAGUCACCCGCCUCCUUGGUCAGAAGAAGCAGCAGCAGCAGCGAUAUAGUUGGGGUGGAGAAAGGGGUCUGGAGGAGGACGGGGCGGGGUGAGGGACGGACGGUCAUGCCAGCCAUAUAUGAUGGGGCGUACUUUAUAGAGCGAGUGCUGUCAAUUCGAGCGUUUGGGCCAGAAAAGAGAAGAGACAGAAGAGAGGAAAGAGACAAAGGCUAUGAACUUUUUCAGCCGCCAACGCGGAGGCCGCAGGGCGUCUGUACAGAAACGUACAGAAAGGAGAGGGGCCCGAGAGGGAAUGAGGCAGAAGACUGGAGCUCUCGGGGGGAGAAGAAGAAGAAGAAGAAGAAGAAGGAAAGUAGUGCAAAAACAUGUCCAAAGAGACAAAAUGGAAACGUCUCGUCGUCAC